AUGCCUCCAAAGAAAGCCGUCGAAGAAAAGAAAAUCCUUCUGGGAAGACCAGGUAAUAACCUUAAGAGUGGCAUUGUUGGUCUGGCCAACGUCGGAAAGUCCACCUUUUUCCAGGCAAUCACCCGCUGCCCUCUCGGUAACCCCGCAAAUUACCCCUUUGCUACCAUCGACCCUGAAGAGGCCCGCGUCAUUGUACCUUCCCCACGUUUCGACAAGCUUUGCGAAAUGUACAAGCCUGCAUCUGAAGUCCCUGCUCACAUCACUGUUUUUGACAUUGCCGGUUUGACCAAGGGUGCACAUGCUGGUGAAGGUCUGGGCAAUGCCUUUUUGUCCAAUAUUCGUGCUGUCGAUGCCAUUUUCCAGGUCGUCCGCUGCUUCGAUGACGCUGAAAUUAUCCAUAUUGAAGGUGAUGUCGACCCUGUUCGUGAUCUGCAAAUUAUUCUUGAUGAACUGCGUCUCAAGGAUAUGGAGUUUGUUCUUAAGCACCUCGAAGGUGUCGAGAAGAUUGUUAAGCGUGGUGGCCAAUCACUCGAAGUCAAGCAAAAGAAGGAAGAAAAGGCCUUUGUCGAGGGUCUCUACAAGUACCUUGAAGAUGGUAAGCGUAUUGCUAACGGUAAUUGGACCCCCAAGGAGGUUGAGAUUAUCAACUCAAUGCUUCUGCUUACUGCCAAGCCUGCCAUUUACCUUAUCAAUUUGUCUGAGCGUGACUACAUCCGCAAGAAAAACAAGAACCUUAUUGCCAUUAAGGAAUGGGUUGAUGCUAACUCUCCUGGUGAUGUCAUUAUCCCCUUCUCUGUGUCUCUUGAAGAGCGUUUGUCCCACAUGGAGACUGACGCUGAGCGUGAGGAAGAACUUAAGAAGCUCGGAACUACCUCCGCUCUCCCUAAGAUUAUUGUCAUCAUGCGUAAGACUCUUCACCUCAUUUCUUACUUCACCUGUGGUCCUGAUGAGGUCCGCGAAUGGACUAUCCGUGAGGGAACAAAGGCUCCUCAAGCUGCCGGUGUUAUCCACAAUGAUCUUAUGAAUACCUUUAUUCUUGCCCAGGUCACAAAGUACAAUGACCUUGUCGAACUCGGUGAUGAUAACGCCGUCCGUGCUGCCGGCAAGCUUAUGCAAAAGGGUAAGGAUUAUGUUGUUGAGGAUGGUGAUGUCAUUUACUUCAGAGCCGGUGCUGGUAAGAACUAA
Magnusiomyces paraingens is the source of this 1185-nucleotide messenger RNA. RefSeq lists its product as uncharacterized. NCBI's taxonomy places the organism in Eukaryota, Fungi, Ascomycota, Dipodascomycetes, Dipodascales, Dipodascaceae. Gene Ontology annotation, cellular component: cytoplasm. Bases 1 to 1185 code for a protein of 394 amino acids. The record is from RefSeq and is a predicted model, not a curated record. The transcript has 3 exons. Gene Ontology annotation, molecular function: GTP binding; ATP binding; ATP hydrolysis activity.